UGGGGGAGGCGAGGCGCAAGGUGGCUCCCCGCGGCCCCGCGCCCCGCGGCUCCCGGGGACGCACCAGGCAGCCAAUGGCUGCACAGAGGUGUACAGCAGAUGGCGUCCGACUGCGCGGUUCCUUCCUUCCUCCUCUUCUUCCUCCUCCUCCAGUGCUGAGGAGCCAGAGUCGCCGCCGGGUUGCCAGACGCUGGAAUGGGUGGUCUCCCGACACACACCACCAUCUUUCUUGCACUCGAGAAGCUUGGGGCUCGGCGGCUCCCAGAGGCUGCGGCUGCGGCUCGGGCGAGGCGGGAAUAGGCAAGUCAAGAGGCUGAGAAGUCUGAAGAAUGUUUCCAAAGGAUAAUCUGGCUGUUACUUGCUGGGUAUGGAGGAGCAUGAGGAAGCUGUUUCUAUUACUGUCUCUCUUGCUGCCCCAUGCAGCUCAUUUGGAAGGCAAAAGAGAUAAUCAGUUCAUCUGGAAACCAGGUCCCUGGGGAAGGUGUACAGGAGACUGUGGGCCGGGAGGAGUCCAGAGUCGUGCAGUAUGGUGUUUUCACGUUGAAGGGUGGACAAGUCACUUAUCUAACUGUGAUGAGAGCAGCAGGCCUCCAACGGAAAGAAGUUGUUUCCGAGUCUGUGACUGGCACAGUGACCUCUUCCAAUGGGAGGUUUCUGAUUGGCACCACUGUGUGCUUGUUCCUUAUGCCCAGGGAGAAGUCAAGCCUAGGACUUCUGAGUGUGUGACCGCUCAACACGGACUGCAGCACCGAACAGUACGCUGUCUUCAGAAGUUGAACAGAACCAUGGUGGCCAGUGACAUCUGUGAACACUUUGCCCCUCAGCCCCCCACAGAACAAGCUUGCCUCAUUCCUUGUCCCCGAGAUUGUGUUGUAUCAGAGUUCUCCCCAUGGUCCAAGUGUAGCAAAGGAUGUGGGAAGAAGCUGCAGCACAGAACUCGGGCGGCCAUCGCGCCCCCUCUGUAUGGCGGUGUGCAGUGUCCCAAUCUGACCGAGUCCAGGGCUUGUGAUGUUUCCAUCUCCUGCCCUCUUGGGGAAGAGGAAUAUACUUUCAGCCUUAAGGUUGGACCGUGGAGUAAAUGUAGACUUCCUCAUCUUAAAGAAAUUAGCCUCAGCGAAAGAACUGUUCUGGAUUUUAGCUCUGAUUCGAAUGAGCAAGUCACCUUUAGACAUCAAAGUUACAAAGCACAUCACCAUUCGCAGCCCUGGGACGUAGAGAUUGGCUAUCAAACUCGACAGGUUUGGUGUACUAGAAGUGAUGGGAAAAAUGCCCUGUUGAGCCUUUGUAUGCAGGACUCCUUCCCGCUGACUGUUCAACCUUGCCUCAUGCCAAAAGACUGUGAAACCUCCGAGUGGACCUCCUGGAGCCCCUGCUCCAAGACGUGCCGUUCAGGGAAUCUAUCACCAGGAUUUAGGAGCAGGAGCCGGAAGGUGAAGCACAUUGCCAUUGGGGGUGGAAAGGAGUGUCCAGAACUUCUAGAGAAAGAGGCCUGCAUUGUUGAAGGAGACCUUCUGCAACCAUGUCCCAGGUAUUCCUGGAGAACCUCUGAGUGGAAAGAAUGCCAAGUCUCUCCCCUCCUGGAGCAGCAGGACCCCCAUUGGCAUGUGACAGGACCUGUUUGCGGCGGUGGGAUCCAGACCCGUGAGGUGUACUGUGCCCAGAGCACACCAGCAGCCACUGCACAGAGGGCCAAGGAAGUCUUUAGACCUGUGGAAAAUGCAUUGUGUUUGGGACCCGCCCCCACGGCCUCUCAGCUCUGCAGUGUUCCUUGCUCUACUGACUGCAUAGUAUCCUCCUGGUCAGCCUGGGGCCUGUGCCUCCAUGAAAACUGCCGUGAUCCUCAGGGGAGAAAAGGAUUUAGAACGAGGCAGCGCCAUGUCCUCAUGGAAUCCACAGGGCCUGCAGGACAUUGCCCUCAUUUGGUGGAAUCUGUUCCUUGUGAAGAUCCAAUGUGUUAUCAAUGGGUGGCUUUAGAAGGGAUCUGUAUCCCUGAUCAUGGAAAAUGUGGCUUGGGACAUCGCAUCCUGAAGGCCGUCUGUCAGGAUGACCGAGGUGAAGAUGUAGCAGGGAGUCUUUGCCCCAUACCUCCUCCUCCAGAGCGGAUGGCCUGUGAAAUUCCCUGCCGAAUGGAUUGUGUAGUGAGCGAGUGGACAGUAUGGUCAUCCUGUUCCCAGUCCUGUUCAAAUAAAAACUCAGAUGGGAAACAGACCAGAUCAAGAUCUAUCCUGGCACUGGCUGGAGAAGGUGGAAAGCCAUGUCCUCCUAGUCAGGCUCUUCAAGAAUAUCGUGUAUGCAACGACCACCCCUGUAUGCAACUUUAUUGGGAGACAUCGCCUUGGGGCCCCUGUUCUGAAAACACAUUGGUAACUGCACUUAAUGCAACUGUUGGCUGGAAUGGAGAAGCUACAUGUGGUGUGGGCAUUCAGACACGGAGGGUCUUCUGUGUCAAAAGUCACGUGGGACAAGUGAUGACCAAAAGAUGUCCAGAUUCGACUCGACCAGAAACUGUGCGACCUUGCUUCCUCUCAUGCAAGAAAGACUGCAUUGUGACUGCUUUCAGCAAGUGGACGCCCUGCCCACGGUUGUGUCAACCAGGAAAUACCACAAUAAAACAGUCUCGAUACAGAAUUAUCAUCCAAGAAGCAGCCAAUGGAGGCCAGGAAUGCCCAGAUACCUUAUAUGAAGAGAGAGAGUGUGAAGAUGUCUCCUUGUGCCCCACAUAUCGAUGGAAACCACAGAAAUGGAGUCCUUGUAUCCUAGUGCCUGAGUCUGUCAGACAGGGAAUAAUGGGCACCAGCGAAGCCUGCGGAAAGGGGUUACAAACAAGAGCUGUCUCAUGCAUCUCUGAUGAUAACCAGUCUGAAGAAAUAAUGGAAUGCCUCAAGCAGACACACGGCAUGCCACCCCUUGUGCAGGAAUGUACCGUCCCGUGUAGAGAGGACUGCACCUUCACCACCUGGUCCAAGUUCACACCCUGCUCCAGGAAUUGUGAAGCCACCCAAAGCAGGCGGCGACAGCUCACAGGAAAAAGCAGAAAGAAGGAGAAAUGCCAGGAUGCUCACCUGUACCCUCUAGUGGAAGCAGAGCUCUGUCCUUGUGAUGUAUUUAUAUCCCAACCUUAUGGAAACUGGUCAGAUUGCAUUCUUCCAGAAGAUAAAAGGGAGCCCCAGCGAGGACUGCGGAUACAUGGAGAGAGCAAAGAGUGUGGAGAAGGCAUGCGCUUUCGAGCAAUCGCCUGCUCUGAUAAAAAUGGAAGGCCUGUUGACCCCUCGUACUGCAGCAGCUCUGGUUAUAUUCAAGAAGAAUGUGUCAUCCCCUGCCCGUUUGAUUGCAAGUUAAGUGAUUGGUCUAGCUGGGGUUCUUGCAGUUCAUCUUGUGGGAUUGGAGUGAGAAUUAGAUCCAAAUGGCUAAAGGAAAAACCUUACAAUGGAGGUCGACCAUGUCCCAAACUGGAUCUCAAGAAUCAGGUGCAUGAGGCAGUCCCGUGUUACAGUGAGUGCAAUCAGUAUUCCUGGGUUGUAGAAAACUGGUCUCCAUGCAAAAUCAAUAAUGAGCUGAGGUCUCCGCGUUGUGGAAGAGGAACACAAACUAGGAAAAUCAGGUGUGUGAAUACAGCUGAUAGUGAAGGUGGAGCUGUGGACAGUACCCUGUGCAACCAUGAUGAAACACCCCUGGAAACUCAGUCCUGUUCCCUCCUGUGCCCUAGUGAAUGUGUCAUGUCUGAAUGGGGAACAUGGAACAAAUGCCCACAGUCAUGUGAUCCACACACAAUGCAGAGAAGAACUCGCCAUCUUCUGAGGCCCUCACUGAGCUCAAGGACUUGUGCUGAAGACUCUCAGGUGCGACCCUGCCUCCUUAAUGAAAAUUGCUUCCAGUUCCAGUACAAUCUAACAGAGUGGAGCACAUGCCAGCUGAGUGAAAAUGCUUCCUGCGGUCAAGGUGUCAGGACCCGCCUGCUGAGCUGUGUGCGCAGUGACGGCAAGCCCGUCAGCAUGGACCAGUGUGAACAGAUUAAUUUAGAGAAGCCCCAGAGAAUGAGUAUUCCCUGCUUGGUGGAAUGUGUGGUCAACUGUCAGCUCUCAGUGUGGACGGCUUGGACAGAGUGUUCGCAAACCUGUGGCCAAGGAGGUCGAAUGAGCCGGACUCGAUUUAUCAUUAUGCCAACCCAAGGAGAAGGACGGCCAUGCCCCACACAGCUUACCCAGCAGAAAACCUGCCCAGUGACCCCCUGCUACAGCUGGGUCCUUGGCAACUGGUCUGCAUGUAAAUUGGAGGGUGGAGACUGUGGGGAAGGAAUUCAGGUGCGCAGCCCUUCCUGUAUGGUUCACAAUGGUUCAAUCUCUCAUCCGCCUAUCCAUGUCGAGGAUUCACUGUGUGGAGAAAUGCCCUUUCAAGACAGCAUCCUGAAGCAGCCAUGCUCUGUGCCUUGCCCAGGAGACUGCCACUUAACUGCAUGGUCAGAAUGGAGCACAUGCGAAUUAACCUGCAUAGAUGGAAGAAGCUUCGAGACUACAGGCCGCCAAUCUAGGUCAAGGACAUUUAUAAUUCAGUCUUUUGAGAAUCAAGACACCUGUCCCCAACAGGUUCUAGAAACACGGCCUUGUACAGGAGGCAAAUGUUAUCACUACGUAUGGAAAGCAAGUCUUUGGAACAAUAAUGAGCGAACUGUGUGGUGCCAACGUUCAGAUGGCAUGAAUGUCACAGGAGGUUGCUCCCCUCAGGCACGCCCUGCUGCUACUCGGCAGUGUAUCCCAGCCUGCAGAAAACCUUUCUCCUACUGCACACAGGGUGGAGUCUGUGGUUGUGAGAAGGGCUAUACAGAGAUAAUGAGAUCAAAUGGCUUCCUGGAUUACUGCAUGAAAGUACCAGGCUCAGAGGAUAAAAAAGCAGAUGUGAAAAACCUUUCUGGGAAAAAUAGACCUGUAAAUUCAAAAAUACAUGAUAUUUUUAAAGGAUGGUCCCUUCAACUACUUGAUCCAGAUGGCCGAGUAAAAAUUUGGGUUUAUGGCGUUUCAGGUGGCGGUUUUCUUAUCAUGAUUUUCCUAAUAUUUACUUCCUACCUUGUUUGCAAGAAGCCAAAACCACAUCAAAGCACACCUCCCCAUCAGAAGCCUCUGACCUUAGCCUACGAUGGAGACUUAGACAUGUAACCUGAAAAAGAAAUCCAAAUGUAGACAUCAACUGCCUUAACUGCUUUCACUUUUGUAGCUCUCAGACUUCUCAGUUUUUUGAGGAAUCUCAUGAUGUGAUAUAUUGGGCAGAAUACAAAUAUUGCAAAAGUAAUAUUGCCUCAACUUCAUUUGGACAUGGAGUCAAGGAUUAUUAGGUCUGCCAUUUUGUUUUCAAGUUGUUUGUGGGUGUGAGUGUUUUUUUGGUUUUUUUUUGGUUUUCCCAAGGGACCCAAAACCCUUCUCUUCCUGUUUGGAAAUGAAAGGAAGAAAACAUGAUGGAAUUCCCACAGACUUGAGUAAACUUGAUCUUCAGCCGCAUAAUGACAAUCCAGAGGAAGUCCAAUCAAGGCAUUUACUGUAAAUGAUGAGUCUGACAUUGCAUUGUUAUGCACUAUAUUAGUGCAAAGUCUUUAUUCUUCCCAUACUUCAACAUGAGUUUUCUAGAGUUUACAUUGGUUCAAAGACUUUCAAAUUGGAUUGCCUAUUUUCAUGAACACAGAGAAUGGGUUACCAUUUCAAAAAUUCUCUGAGUUUUUACCUUUAAAUAUUGUAUUUUGUUUUGUAGCCAGGGGAUGAUGGCACUUCAUGGGUUGCAUCUGUUGAUAAUAGCGUGUGUGUAAUUGCUGGGCUAGUUGAAAGCUAGGUGGUUUCUGAAUGAAAUGUGUACCGAAUGUUAGAGUGUAUAAAUGAAAAUAGGUGGCUAUAUUGGAGAAUGAGGUAAUUAUUUGGUUACUAAAACUGUAUUUUAACAAAAACUUAGCUGUGUAGAUAUAACAUUAACCACACACAGUUGUAAUUCAGUUUAAUGAUGACAAACUCUGCUUUUGUAAUUUCAAUUUUCUUAUCUGAAUAUUUAUAAAUUCUUUUCUUGAAUUUAAUUAUCUGACCUCAUUUAAUAUACAUUGAACACCAAUCCUGUUUGUAGUAAGUCUUGCUUUUAUAAGGUUUCAAUAAUACCUAAAACAACACAUUAAAAAGCUGAGACCAUUUUAUGAAGAUAAUUGUUUGUAAUCCUAGGUGUUGAAAGUAAGAAGGUGCCAUCUUGUGGUAUUGACUUGUAUUUAUAACAAAUAAAGUGCUCAAGAGACUG
Molecule: messenger RNA, 6261 nt
Organism: Marmota flaviventris (yellow-bellied marmot)
Lineage: Eukaryota; Metazoa; Chordata; Mammalia; Rodentia; Sciuridae
Gene: Thsd7b
Product: thrombospondin type 1 domain containing 7B
Source: RefSeq, a predicted model, not a curated record